AUUAUUUCACUGGCGCUACAACAGGGCUUUUUAUAUUUUAAAGGCAGGUAACUAGAGGUAUCAAUUCUCUAAUUUUGUUCUUGGUUUUUCGAUUUACGACUUUUUGUCCCGAUAGGAUGUGUAUAUCUGUUGGCUUUGUAUUAAGUGUAAAUAUCAGUAAUAGCACAUAUAAUUCUGCAAAUGCUUAUUAAUUUAUCGGAUUACUAACCGUGUAAAAAUUAAACAUUCCCAGAUUUCGGUAUUUCCCCUAUUUUCUAGAGUCGCUAAUCGUAAAGCUUGGUAAUACCCGGAUAAUUUCGGUGUUUCCCCUAAAUGUUAUUUGAGUUCUUUUACAUCUCCUUUGGUUAUUUUAUAUUUGAAUGGCAUAGGGUAAGCAUACGGAAGUGCAAAAAUGAAUAACACUGACGAUAUUUUACAAAGUGGCUCAAAUUCAAAUAAAAAAAUAAAAUUAGAUAUGAAAAAAAAAUUAACAGAGGAAGAACUUUUGAGAUUAUUAGAAACAAGCGAUGAAGAAUUUAGUGACUUUCUUGAUUCAGACAGUGAAUAUUUACCAGAAUCUGAGGAUGAAAUUGAAAAUACUUUACCUACAGCACUUAUUGAGGAUACGGAAGAUACGCCUAAUCUACUCGUUGAUGUUGAUGAAAGCGAUAAAUGGAAAGAAAAUUUUGAUGGUAUGAAAAAUUUUCCUUUUUUAAAACACCAAGAGUUACUAGUAGAAGUUUCCGAUAAUAAUCCAGUUGACUUUUUUCGGAUGCUACUUACAGAUGAAUGUUUGCAGCAAGUAUGUGAUGAGACAAACAGGUAUGCCGAGCACAUUUUCUUAUCUAAUGCAGGGGCGACACAUUCUAGGAUUUUCGAUUGGAAAAUUUUGACUUCCGAAGAACUGCUAGUCUUUUUAGGAUUAGUUCUACACAUGGGUCAUAUUUCGUUGCCUAGGAUUGAGGAUUAUUGGAAAAAGAAAGAUCCUCUUUUUGCUAAUGCAAUUUUUUCCACUUUUAUGGGCCGGAACAGAUUUAUGGUCAUAAUGCGAUGUUUGCAUUUUAAUAAUAAUCCAGAAGAGGGAGAACAAGUACCUGAAGACAGAAUUUAUAAAAUUAGACCGAUGAUAAACUUUUUCAAUAAGAGAAUGGAAGAAGUUUAUUAUCCUGAUCGUAAUUUGAGCUUAGAUGAGUCAAUGGUAUUACACAGAGGACGACUUAAUUUUAGACAAUACUUAAAAAACAAAAAACAUAAAUAUGGGAUUAAGUUGUAUAUGUUGACCGAACCAAAUGGUCUAAUUUUAAAAUUUUUAGUUUAUUCUGGAAUGUUUGACGAUUCAGGUGGAAAAGGACAUGUUAACCUGUUCCGCUCCAUCGUAUCCACGUAUGGAUAUUUUUAG
This is a messenger RNA of Diabrotica virgifera virgifera (western corn rootworm), 1378 nucleotides long. RefSeq names its product piggyBac transposable element-derived protein 4-like. The transcript has 2 exons. The record is from RefSeq and is a predicted model, not a curated record. Lineage: Eukaryota; Metazoa; Arthropoda; Insecta; Coleoptera; Chrysomelidae. Bases 392 to 1378 code for a protein of 328 amino acids.